This is a messenger RNA of Racocetra fulgida, 504 nucleotides long. NCBI's taxonomy places the organism in Eukaryota, Fungi, Glomeromycota, Glomeromycetes, Diversisporales, Gigasporaceae. The record is from the annotation of a GenBank genome assembly.
AUGAACUCUCUUUAUAACAAACAAAAAUCUCUAGAACAAGCAGUUCAGGAUCCGACUAAUAGAUGUUAUACAGAUGACUCUUAUGCGAAAGAAGCAAAAAGAUUCGUUGUCAACAACAAAAAUAUUUUAACUGUCUCUGCAUUAACUAUUGGUGGAGUUGUACUUGUACCGAUAGUGUUUGUUGGUUUGGUACAGGCGAUCGGAUUCGGUUCGGGUGGUAUCGUAGCCGGAUCAUUUGCUGCAUGGAUGAUGUCAUUGCAAGGUGGUGCCACUGCUGCAGGUGCAACUAUCGCAACAGGCGCUGGGGGUGGCUCACUUAUAGGUUUUUUGUCAACAUUGAUAAUGAAAACAUUGGAGUCAGAUCCCGAGGGACGUGCUGAAUUAAAUUCUUUCGUUAGGAUUGGCGGUGAUGAUGACAAAGGUAAUAAUGAUGACAAAGGCAGUAAUGAUGACAAAGAUAAUAAUGAUAAAAAAGGUAGUGAUAACAACAAAACUCCUUACUAA